Messenger RNA from Botrytis cinerea B05.10, 1012 nucleotides. RefSeq lists its product as hypothetical. Bases 40 to 768 code for a protein of 242 amino acids. The record is from RefSeq and is a predicted model, not a curated record. The transcript has 2 exons. Lineage: Eukaryota; Fungi; Ascomycota; Leotiomycetes; Helotiales; Sclerotiniaceae.
GGACUCCAAGAUAUCCUGGAAAUAGUCAUCGUUGUCUUCAUGCAUCGCCAGCUAGUAUCACCUUCUGAAAUUUUUCGUUAUCUCCAAGAAUUACAAGAAUGGUUUCACAGUGAACGGCCAUGGCCUGCUCAUAUAGUGGAAGAAUUAUAUCUUCAAAGGAAAGCAAUACGUAACAGGUCUGUCAGAUUCCCAGAUGGCAGAGAACGUCGUAUCACGGCAAUGAUCCAACUUCCUGGCAAUGAUACCGUCCAGUCUGUAAUGGAAGGAGACGAUCACUAUGGGGUCGCAGGUUGGCUGCACAAACGCAUCAUGAGCUCUCAACCGAUUAUUUUAGGCACCUGCAAGCUGGGCAAUGAGACACUAGUGGGCUUGUUUACCUGCAACGCCGACGACUUCGACGGAAUCGUCACACCAACAAGCCUGUUGGAAUAUGAGUUCGGCGAUAAUCUAUGGCUCCAUCUAGAGCCUAACGAUACCUUUUUCUGUGUACGACGAACCAAUGAGAUACCAUCGCCACUUAGCAUCAGCAAGGCGAACGAGAUUUUAGGCGAGAGUUCAAAUUCCGAAAUAUCGAACCAGGUGCUUAAUGUUGAAGCAACAGGAACGCAGCUCGAAAUUUACGGGGCCUGGUCGCCUAGACUUUUGCGAAAUGGAAUUCUGGGUGUGGGCGAGGAUGGGAAGUCGUGGGAAACAAAGCCUUUAAAUUCAGCUUCCAAAUACUUUUGGUUAUCCCAGGGGUUCGAGGACAGGGACGAUGAAGGAUCAUGAUGCCUGCUCUUUGAGAAGCCACGUUGUUUUCUUGAGCUUGAGCUUGAGCUUAAGAAUAUUGGAUAAGUUGGAGUCAUAGGAGCAGGUAUCACAUUCUGACCUGAACUAGGGCUGCAUUCAGACGCAAUUGGAGAUUCCACAAGUAAACGCAAAGAAAAAGACAUGGAAGGUUUUGACGGCUUCAGCGUAUAUAAUGAGGAGUACUAAUAAUACUAGGAUAGACUUGAAAAUAAUAUAUAUACCA